AGAGGACACACACACACAUACACACACACACACAUACAUACACACACACACACACAAAGAGUUUGUACCAGUGUGUUUCACUGACAGGUACACAGGCAGGCAGGUGGGAUGUUCUCGGACCGCUGACUCCGCUUUCACCCCCUCCUCGGUUGGUUGUUUAACGGAGGCGGGAGUUGGACCGGAGCGGUGACACGGAGCCCGCAGCAGUAACCGCACAGCGACGCACCGACUCCGGGGAGAGGAGAGGGGGAUCAUGGGCUCCGCUUCGUCCUCAUACCGGGUCAUUUACCUGGACGUGGACGGCAGGAUCCAGAAGGUGGUGUUCAGUCGAUUCUGCAGCCCGUGUGACAUUAAGGAUCUGUUCUGUACAGUGCUGGGUGUGGCGAGGAACACAAAUCUGACCCUGCUGGAUUCUUCCGGGGCCAUGGUGUCCAUCGACCCCACCAUGCCGCACAACUCAGAGAGGUCACCGUACAGAGUGGUGCCAAUGACUGGAGGAGAGCUCGCUGAUAAAGAGGAACUCUUUCAGAAUGUACUGACGCAAGUGGCCGAGCAGUUUUCAAGGGCAUUCAAAAUCAACGAGCUGAAGACCGAGGUCACGAACCGUCUCGCCAUGUUGGAAAAGAGAGUCGAGCUGGAGGGGAUGAAGGUGGUGGAGAUCGAGAAAUGUCGCAACGACAUCAGAAACCUGCGGGAGGAGAUGGCGUCCAGAAACAACAGUAACUUCCUGGAAGACAACAAGAAGCUGACUCCUCGCAGAGACGUUCCCUCCUACCCAAAGUACAUGCUGUCAGUGCAGACCAUAGACGCUCUCAAAAAACCUGCCUUUGACGUCUGGCUGUGGGAGGCCAACGAGAUGCUGAGCUGUCUGGAGCACAUGUACCAUGACCUCGGCCUGGUCAAAGACUUCAACAUCAACCCCAUCACGCUCAAGAGAUGGCUGCUUUGUAUCCACGACAACUACAAGAACAACCCCUUCCACAACUUCCGCCAUUGUUUCUGUGUCACUCAGAUGAUGUACAGCAUGAUCUGCCUCUGCAGCCUGCAGGAGAAGUUCACUCAGGUCGACGUUUUGAUUCUGAUGACGGCGGCUGUGUGUCACGACCUCGACCACCCCGGUUACAACAACACAUACCAGAUAAAUGCCAGAACGGAUCUGGCGGUUCGUUACAAUGAUAUCUCUCCCCUGGAGAACCAUCACUGUGCUGUCGCCUUUCAGAUCUUCUCUCAGCCCGACUGCAACAUCUUCUCCAGCUUUGACCCCGAGGCCUUCAAACAGAUACGACAGGGAACCAUCACUCUGAUCCUGGCCACGGACAUGGCUCGACACGGGGAGAUCCUGGACUCCUUCAAACAGAAGGUGGACAGUUUCGACUACACGGACGAGGAGCACGUCACCUGUCUGAAGAUGGUGCUCAUCAAAUGCUGCGACAUCUCCAACGAGGUGCGGCCGAUGGAGGUGGCUGAGCCGUGGGUGGACUGUCUGCUGGAGGAGUACUUUAUGCAGAGCGACCGGGAGAAGGCUGAGGGACUCCCCGUGGCUCCGUUCAUGGACAGAGAAAAGGUCACCAAGCCGACGGCUCAGAUCGGCUUCAUCAAGUUCGUCCUCAUCCCCAUGUUUGAAACCGUGAUGAAGCUGUUCCCACAGAUCGAGGAGGCGAUGGUGCAGCCGCUCAGAGAGUCCAGAGACCGAUACGAGGAGCUCAAACAGAUCGAUGACGCCAUGAAUGAGGUGCAGAAGAAGAAAAGCGAGAGCCUGACCAUCGGAGGGAAGAAGAAGUAAAACGUUUUGAAAAGCGUAGAGCACGAGUGCAGCAGUGUGACGUGAAGUGAACUUGCCGGACAUGUUGGUCCGGGUCGGCCUGUCCUCUGAUGAAGAGCAGAGGAGCAGCAGGAGUCUGAUCUGUGUGUGAGAGUGUGUGUGUGUGUGUUGCAGCAGAUCUGAGACAGCGAGUGUGUGUUGCAGCAGAUCUGAGACAGCGUUACAAACCGUGGAUGGACCUGAGGAGCAGACGGACGACCCAAAGCCUUUUUCAGGAAGUGUCAACAUUUGUACAGCACAGAAACUUCAGUGAACAAUAUUUAGAUACACGACUUGCAUUGUUUGUUUUUUAUUUGAGAUGUGUUGUUUUUUACAGAUUGUACAGAUUUAUAGUGAUCUUUGUUCUUUCCUACAAAAAAUAAAAGGAUGACUUUAAUUAUAAGAAA
Labrus bergylta (ballan wrasse) is the source of this 2208-nucleotide messenger RNA. It is a transcript of the gene pde9aa, whose product is annotated as phosphodiesterase 9aa. Gene Ontology annotation, molecular function: 3',5'-cyclic-GMP phosphodiesterase activity. The record is from RefSeq and is a predicted model, not a curated record. Lineage: Eukaryota; Metazoa; Chordata; Actinopteri; Labriformes; Labridae. Gene Ontology annotation, biological process: cGMP catabolic process; signal transduction.